AAAGUGUUUUAUCUUACGUUAAAGGAACUGAUAAUAUUAGGUUUUUAUAAGGAAGAAGGUCUUCUGUCAAGGAAACAUAUCACAAACAUUGUGGAAUACAACACUCUAGGACUUGUGGUCCUCUCUCAAUAACUGAAAUGACCUCACUCACCCUGGUGGCCGUGUAUCUGGUGUGUCUGUGUGUCGGAAGACACGCUCAGAUUGUCCAGCGCACGGGGAAAGUGGUCGAACCGUCUCAGUAUAACAGUAUACAGCGUCAGAGAUACGGUCAUCCGUCAAGUGCCGACUCGUCCGGACAUGCAACCAUUUGUGGUCCCCCUAACGUGAAAGCGUCUUUCAGCUGGUACCCCAAAACUCCCAGUAGAAACCAGAACAUCAACUUUGUUUUGAACAUCACUGCACUCGUUGAUAUAUCUUCCGGGACCUUGUCUGGUGACAUAUACCUAUCAAAGGUCAAACAGAAGAUCUUUCAGUUUAACUAUCCCUUUACCUGUGAGAAAUUGAGGAGGAAGGUGAAAAUCACCUGUCCUAUUCAAAUGUCAAAUCAGUAUGACAUCCCUUUUCUCGUCAAAGCCGGAUUGCUUCCUAUGGUAAGUGGUAUACCUAAAUUCGAUAAUAAACUUAGUGAAAGCAUUGUACAUUUGUUUCGCCCAGUCAAACUUACGCCCUUCUCCCGUGAAAUCGGUUUUCACCAAGUGUUAAUUUCGACUUUCACAUUUAAUGACUAUGUUUAUUAUUCUGUGUACUUAUAUUCAUUGUGUUGAUACACUUGCACUCAAUACGGAGGGCGAAAAAAGGCGAAGAUUAAACUGCAGCGAUCAU
Messenger RNA from Mizuhopecten yessoensis (Yesso scallop), 822 nucleotides. RefSeq lists its product as uncharacterized. Bases 138 to 764 code for a protein of 208 amino acids. The record is from RefSeq and is a predicted model, not a curated record. NCBI's taxonomy places the organism in Eukaryota, Metazoa, Mollusca, Bivalvia, Pectinida, Pectinidae. The transcript is spliced from 5 exons.